UGAACUUAUUAAAUAAACAUUAAAUUAAUUUAUAAGUAAAUAAAACAAAACUAAUAAUAUAGCAAAAUAUUCAACGAUACAUAUCAAUAUGGUCUGAUCUUUCCUGUUUUUUUUUUUUAUAUCAAUUGAAAAAACAAACGUAUAUUAUUUUUGCUUUAUUUUUCUGACUAACGAAAAAAAAAAAAAUAUUUAAUGAAUUAACAUAUCACUGUAAGUAAACAACUAAGCAAAAAAAAAAGAAAAAAAAAAAAAACAGAGAGAACGAAUAAAUUAAAUAUUAAUAAAUAACAAAAUUAUUGAAACGUACAUUUGAUAAAAUAACUUAUGAAUCCGUGUAGCAAAAAAGCAAUAUUGGUUAAGUCAAAUAACAAAAAAUAAAAAAAAAGGAGAUAAAAAAUAACUUUAUUUAUUUCCUUUAAAUCCUUACUGAAUCUGAACCGUUCGUCCCAUUAAUUGUCUAUUAUCGUAGUCACUUUUAACGAUUAAGUGCAACGGCAAACCAAUGUAAUCUAACCUCAAAUGCGUUUAUAAAGUGAAAUUGUUAUCGUUAUUCUAAAUGUCAUCAUCGUCAUCAUUACCAUCAUCAUCAUCAUCAUCAUCAUCGUGAUGAUCAUCACUUUGUAAUUGUUACUAUCUUCGGUUCUUGUAAAAGUAAUUAGCUUAUAUGCGUAUAUAUAGACUCGCAUAUAUAUACAUAUACAUAGAUAUAUAUACAUAUAAAUAUAUUGAUUAAAUUAUUAUGAUGCAAUAACAUUAAUUUGCGGGAUAUUGACUUCAUCGUCAUUGUGCUUAUAAUCCUCUUAUAAAAACGGUGACAGUUAACUCCAACAUGCCUGUGUGUGAUGUGAAUGUUUAUCUUAUAAUAUAAAAUGUAAUUCGAACCUAAUGCCAAUUGCUAAUGUAAAAGUAAGAGAAACUAAGUAUUCUACGUUUCAAGUCAAAUAUAACUCACGAGAACAACGACUAGAUAUCUGGCAAAUAUGUGUAAACGAAAGUGGCUAAUUCUCACCGUAUUUCUGUUAGGCUCUAAUAUUAAGGUUGCCUCAGCGAUUUUGAAUUGUAUAUUAGCACGUCAGCUAUGCUUCGAAGAUCCAUCCUGCUCAGCAAUAUUAGAAAUUAUACCUAGAGUAUGCGGUCCAAUACCAGUAUCGUGCAGUACGGUAACGGUAACAAAAUGUCAAGCAGCUUUAAGGACAUUACAGGCUUUUCAAUUCUUUCGUCCAACAUGUUUGUGCAAAGAGCCCGGCAUGGAUCCUGAUUGUAAUCAUUUUCGUGAUUUCCUAUUUGAUCAUCCUUGUGGCUUUGUACUAAAAAAGGCUGAAAAGGAUCCCUAUCCUAUCGAUGCCUUGCCCACCUGUAAUCAUGCUUUGUCGGUGUGUCAACAGGAACGAAAAUGCCUAAAAUUAUUCGAAGACUUUAAAACACAUUGUAAAGUGCGAGACAAUAAAUGUAAAAUGGAGAGCAGAGAUGCCUGCCAUGAUUCAUGGACAAAUUUAAGGUUAUCUCCGAUGUUUGGUUGUAUAUGCCCGAAUAAUCAUAUGAAAAAACGCUGUGAUCGUAUAUUUAAUAUAGUUAAUCACAAUCCGUGUGUGGUUAGAAUAAUGGGCAUGGACGAGAAAUUACAUCAGAAAAUCUUCGACGAUAAUUUGGCUUUAAUCGAUACACCAUUGAUUGCCAAAGCGAAUAGUAUACAUUAUCCGGGUGCGGGAACCGGUUACCAAACACUGCAAGGUGUAUUAACCUAUCCAUUUAAUAUGAGUGAAUUCCAUCAGCGUCAUAUGGCCGCAGCAGCAGCGGCGGCCAAUGAAUCACCAUUGGAUAUCAUUGACACCGGUGGUCAGGAUGUAGAAGUUGACCUCUCAACGGAUAUAAUCAAGCAACAUUUUCAGAGUACCUGCCAUACAGCAUUGGAUACUUGUCGUGAAGAUCCGUCCUGUUUAUCGUCCUUGCAACCCAUGCUAAUGCAUUGUGAGAUGCAUCGUUGUAAUCGCAAUGCAUGCAUGACUUCAUUGCAGUCAUUUUACAAAGGUCCUCAUGAGGACUUGAAUUUGGAUGUGGCCUUUUGCCUUUGCAAAAAAACAACAAAUCGCCAUGAUGCUUGCAUGAUUGCUCAGGAAAAAUUACAUCCGAUUUGCGCACAGAGGCCACCGGAUAAUAACAAUCAACAAAGCUAUACACCGCCACCAUCAUGCCAUGCUGUGGCCGAUGCUUGCAAAGAGGAUCGCGAAUGCCGACUUAAAUUGGAAUACUAUGAGCAAGCGUGUGCCGUAGAUAGCGUAACAAAGAAAUGCGCUGGACGGCCAAGUGGUUGCCGUACUGCUAUGAUUGGUAUAUUGGGCACCAUGCUGCGCACUACGUGUGCCUGCCAGGGAACAGAUCCUCAACAUUUAUAUCAAUGUGUUGGUUGGCGACGUUUAUUAUGGAUGAAUCCUUGUGUUGUUGAAGCUCAAAAGGAUUUUCAUAUGAAACGUUUGGCUGAACUGGGCUUUUUAACGACUUCAUCAACUAGUACCACAACUACAACAACCACAACAACAACUACUACGAUAAGAGCACCACCACCAGCACCGCCCCCACCACCGACAACGUCAACUACAACGACUACGCAUCGUAUGCCGCCGCCUGUGGUGCCGCCUAAUAAAAGUCUCCGUAAACCGCCCGGUCAUGUAUUUAUGGCAAAAGAGAAAUCGGAGCCAACAUCAAUGGAACACAAUUAUAUCGAACAGCCACUAUAUAGCGGAAAUGAUGAAAACGGAAAUAGCGGAAAUGACGAUUAUCACAACAGCAAUGCCAACAAUGCUAUUGCCAAUAACAACAAUAAUAAAGGCAGCAACGGCAAUAAUAACAGCAACAAUAAUAAUAACAACAAAAACAACAACAAUAAAAAUAAUAAUAAUGGAAUGGGAAGACAUACAAAAACUGGUCGUAACGGCAAACAUGCUUACAAUACGGCAAAUGGAGCAGCAGCAACAGCCACUAUGGAUGCUAUCAACGGAAAUGCGCCAGGAAAUGGUAUCAGUAUAGCGGGCGGCAAUGUUGCCGAUGUGAAUAGUGAUGGCCGGGCAGUGGUUGUCGAUUUCGAUGAUCAACUGAUUUAUGUCGAACCAAUGGAUACAACUGAAUUUGCGGUAACCGAUUCAACAACCAUAGCAACCACAACAACAAUGACCACAACAACACAAGCACCAAGAAAUUGCGUGGUUCAAAGACCGCAUCAAUCGGAUCAAUUGAUUAGGGAAGGAACCAGUAAAAGGAUUUAUUCGUUGGACGAUGCUGAAUGCAGUGAAUUAUGCAGUUGUGGCGAAUCUCUAACAUUAACCUGUCAUGCCCUCUGCGUACCUUUUGCACCAUGUCGUACGGCUUUGGCAUUUUAUAGUCAUGCCUCGCCCGCAUAUCAAGCAUUUCGUGGACGUUGUCUAUGCUAUUCUGGACGUUUUAUCUGCAUGAAACCACCAUUGGGCGAAUAUUCUUUACCAGGUGGUGUUUUCUUAAUGCUUGGCUAUAGUUCGGCUGAUGAAGCUCUACUACGCCCUCAUACGAACCUAGGCGUUCAAGAUGCUGUUAGAGCUUUGCAACAAUACGUUACCACUUAUAUCGAUAAUCAGACUCAAUGCACAUUAACAUUAUUCAAUAUGACUGAUGAAAAUAUUAUUAUUGCUGCUCGUUUGCCGCAUGAUGCUAAACUAAAGGCCAUUGAAUCGUUGCGUAAAGAAAAGGAUGAAUGCACAACUAUUUUAAAAACGAUAACACAUCAUAUUAAUUCCGAGCAUCAUGAAUUACAAUCCCACCGACUACUAAGCAUUUUUAAAAUGGCUGAAGUCGAAAUUGUUUGGCCAGAGAAUAAUGCAACUGUUGACUUAAAUCGAACUAUCUCCGGCAACUUACUGAUAUUCACAUUAAUCACUUUAACGUUAAUAACAAGUUUCAUAACACAAGUUAGCUGUUUAACGCAACCACAACAACAAGAGCAACAUGAACAACAACAACAUGAACAACAAUAUGAACAACAACAACAACAAAAACGACAACUAAAGCAGCAACAACUGUUACUUAGGCAGCAACAAGUGAGUAGACAACAUUUAAUAAUGACAACGACAUGACAUAAUUAGAACAAUGCUUAGAUAUAUACAUAAAUAGUCCC
Messenger RNA from Glossina fuscipes, 4141 nucleotides. RefSeq lists its product as uncharacterized. NCBI's taxonomy places the organism in Eukaryota, Metazoa, Arthropoda, Insecta, Diptera, Glossinidae. The transcript is spliced from 18 exons. Gene Ontology annotation, cellular component: signaling receptor complex; external side of plasma membrane. Gene Ontology annotation, molecular function: signaling receptor activity. Gene Ontology annotation, biological process: nervous system development. Bases 981 to 4100 code for a protein of 1039 amino acids. The record is from RefSeq and is a predicted model, not a curated record.